Trichobilharzia regenti is the source of this 2799-nucleotide messenger RNA. The record is from the annotation of a GenBank genome assembly. NCBI's taxonomy places the organism in Eukaryota, Metazoa, Platyhelminthes, Trematoda, Strigeidida, Schistosomatidae.
CGUAACAUCACAGAUGUUGAGUCCCGAGGUAAGUAACUCGUACGAGUUGCUCAAAGCAUCCCUCCUCAGGAGAAACGUUCUCACGGACCGACAACGUCUAGAUGAAUUAUUUCGUAACAUCGAGUUAGGAGAUCAGUCAGCCGUGAGCAUGCUGACAAGAAUGAAAGAAAUUGUUGGCCAAAGUCAGUUCGACGAAGGACUGUUUAGAGAACUCUUCUUAACCAAGCUGCCACAGUCUGUACAGACCGUACUUGUGACACUUCAGGGUACUGUAAUAGAGGACUUAGCUAUUACUGCAGAUAGGAUUCUAGAGAUUACCAAACGGUCUGUUCCCGAAAUAUGCUCGAUGACUAAGCAGACUUCGAGUAAGGAUCCUGCAAUGAUAGAGUUAUGCAACUCCAUCCAGCAGAUGUUUAGGUCAAACAUGCCUUCUAAAUCCUCCGACCGUCGUCCUAAAUCUCCUCAACGCAGGAACUCACGUGGUCGAUCUAAGUCCAAACCACGUUCACUGAAAAACCCUGACUGGUGCUGGUACCACAACACCUAUGGCCAAGAAGCGAAGUGUUGCCGUAAGCCUUGUAACUUCGGAAAUGUCUCAAAGUCUGUGGGAAACUAUCCCGCCGGCACGCGUUAGCGGCAACCGUCGCCGGUGGCACUAGCCGCCUACUUUACAUCCAUGAUGUGAUAAGCCAGACUCGAUAUUUAGUCGACACAGGCGCCGAAGUCAGCGUCCUUCCUGCUACAGCAGCAGAUCGACAGAAGGAACCUACCUUCAACUUACAGGCUGCAAAUGGAAAACCAAUCGCAACCUUUGGUAGGAAAUACGUCUAUCUGAACGUAGGUUUACGCAAACCUAUUCGGUGGAUUUUCCUUCUCGCUGACGUUACAAUGCCCAUCAUUGGCACGGACCUACUUAAUCAUCAUGAUUUACUCGUAGACGUCCGCCGAAAACGACUGAUUGACAAUACUACUAGUCUGUCUAUCAAAGGCAUCAGCUACAUAGGCCCUAGUUUGUCACCCGUUAAGAUAAAGGCAAUCCUUGAUCCAACUUUUCAACCUAUUGUUGACAAGUAUCCGGAACUUAAUUGCCCGUCGAACGACCUACCGUGCAUAACCAGCAAUGUUAUGCACCACAUCAUUACCACAGGACAACCUGUGACAUCUAAAGCACGACGAUUAGCUCCUGACAAACUGAGAAUCGCCAGGAAUGAAUUUGACCAUAUGCUUACCCUUGGCAUCAUUCGACCUUCGAAUAGCCCAUGGGCAUCCCCACUUCAUAUGGUUCCGAAAAAGGAUAGCAAUGAUUGGCGACCCACCGGUGAUUACCGGAGAGUGAAUGCCAAAACAACCCCUGAUUGCUACCCGUUGCCUCAUAUACACGACUUGACGGCAACCUUAUCCGGCGCGACUAUAUUCUCCAAAAUCGACUUGGUUAAAGCGUAUAACCAAAUCCCGAUGGCAACAGAAGAUAUCCCGAAAACGGCUAUCAUUACGCCUUUCGGACUUUUUGAAUUUCUACGUAUGCCAUUCGGUCUCCGGAAUGCAGCCCAAACAUUCCAACGCUUCAUUGACGAAGUAUUUCGCGGUCUCGACUUUGUAUACGCAUACUUAGACGACUGCCUCAUUGCCAGUCCAGACAAGGAAACUCACCUUAGGCACUUGGACUUGGCAUUUGACAGGUUACGCCAACAUGGUGUUACCAUUAAUAUUCAAAAGUGUCAAAUCGGUGUUGACUCACUCGACUUUCUGGGUCACACUAUUGACUGCAAGGGCAUUCGCCCACUGGCUACUAAGGUCGAGGCUAUACUGAAACCGGCUUACUUGGAGGGUAAUCCUAUUAGCAUAGAGCUCAACGUACCCCAAAAUCCACAAGUAACAGAAGAUCGUUUAGACAUCGAUGAAGUCACUAGCACAGCGACAGCUACCGAACCUUCUAUCGAGCCUCCCAAGAAAACCCGUUCUGGACGCACCGUAAGGUUCCCAGAAUAUCUUCACACUUAUUUAAUAUAACGAAGUCGUGUGAUUCACGCAACUCAUUCGUUUGUGGUACUGAUUAUUUUUUUUGACGUAUCAAUUUUUUUUAUAUACAGUACCACCGAACACAAAAUUUUUUUUCAACAGUUCAUGUAACAUACACAAAAAAAUUAAUUAGAUGUAUUUUUUUUGAUGUUCUGAACUUAGCAUUAUUUUACUGUAUAGUAAAUGCACAUCAUUUUUUUUAACCAAAAAGCUGAUUUGGUACAUUUUCCUCGACAUGGUUCUUAGCGUUCUUGUUUUCUUUUCCAGGUGCGACGGGCACUGGACAGGAAACAAACGAAGCACGAAAUCCAACGAACAAAAACAAGGAAGCUAUGUACAAACACCCUAUUAGCAUAGGCAGACAAACCAGUAGGCAUACGACCAAGCCGCUCGGAAGAUUUUUUUCACCCGAAAGGGAACCAUCGAGUUUUUUUACUUCCGGCUGGUUCUGUCUUAGGGUCCUCACGACCCCACUAGGGGGGGAGUGAGCUGUAGCGGUAAAUAAUUCCCCAAAAUUAUUGACCACAGCAAUCACUCAUUGGAUGCUGACCACCACUGUUUAAGUCGACUUGUUUAGCUGAAGGCUUCCGGUCAAGCAUCCCCGCCAUUUGGUACCCCGUCGUGUCACGUGCACGAUCACUAGCUAGCUAAGCGUUCGUCUGAAGGUUUGUUUUGGUCCCGAAAUAUAUCCGAAGUUUGGACGAUCAAUUAUUGGCUUUUGCUUCGUUUUCGGUACGCGAGAAUAAUUUAGAGGCGGUGUAAGAUAAUUCCGUCCAACCC